AUGAUCGCCCGAACAAACAACGGCUUCAUGACGGAUAACCUCAUGCGGCUUUACCAUGACGUUAUGGAAGGCGCGCUAUCAUGCUGGUUAACAGAGCAAAACUGUCCUUACCUGCCCCUGGCCAAGGCCGCGAAACCCCCGAGUUUGACAGACACUCCGUCACAUGCGUUCACCUCAGCGCCAACGAACCUACCAAACAGGAUUUUCAAACGCGUCGUCAAGCUCGACAAGUCUCUCGGGUCCCUUGGGAUUAAACCGUUGAGCAGUUUGGAGGAUAAAAAGGCCACAAAGGCGCUUCACCUCGCGAUCAUGGCCUUCACCGCACAGUGGGCACAGGGAAGCCAGAGGAGCCAAGAGCGAUACCAACAGGGAAAAAUGUUCGGCGAAGACCUCAUUUCGAGUGAUUUUGGGGAAGAGUUUGACACGACGCUUCAGGUGUCGUUCUGGCAUCAGGCCAGGAGAUGCUUGGACGACUGUGCCGGGAUCGGCUCAUUCAAGGUUGCUCUGGCGGAAUUGAUUUUCGGCCUCACCCAGAAGCAUACCAAAGAGCCGGAAUGGGACGAAUACGAACUUGAUCAGUCCAUGCCGGGCCAGAGCGAGGAGAUGGGGGGCGAGGGGUCUUUCACAGCAAGCAGGGUCCAGAGGGUUUUGGACGAAGACGGGUACUCAAUCUACCUCGAACGCGCCGCCAGAAGGCUCCAUGUCCUCAAAUAUCAAUGCGAAAGUUUCGAGAGGAAACAGAAGAAAUCCAAAGAGAAGCAGCAGGCCGGAGAGGAUGAAAACACGGAAGAGAAAGCGACCAUGAAAAUGGUCUACUGGAUGGCCAUUAUGUUCGACACACUCUCGGCCGCCAUCGCGGAGAGGCCUCCCACGGUAUCGGACGAAGACAGCAAAGAGAACGGCAUGCAACUAGCCGUGGCGGGCACACACGAAUACUUCUCUUCGAUAUCGGACGAUGAACGGUGGAACGACCGGAACAUCAUCAAGAGAGAUCCGAAUUUGGCCCCGUUACGAUUGCCCUGCUCCGAAGAAGCCAUCUCGAAGGAGCUCAUCGACGCGGCACCCGUCAAGGUUCUUUUGUUCCGGAAGAUCACGCGGAUGCAGAGCCUCUCGUCUCGAGGGGCGAAUCAGAGCGCGGUCGAGGAUGCCAUCCAAGAAGGCCUGGCGGUCUAUCGCUACUGGGACGUGACUUACUUGCCAAUAUUCCAGGACUGUCUUCAGAACCACAACACGCUGCCGCCAAAGAUCCAGAGCUGGUACGUGCCUCUCCUCGGACACUGGCUGCUCGCCGUGAUGAUAAUGGCGGACUGCAUCAAACUCCUGGACGAACAGCAUCAGAGCUCGCCCCUGCGAGCCGAGGAGCGCGCCGAGACCGGGGCGAUUGACCACCUCCGGCGGACGGGCAUGUGGGCGGUCUCUGACCUCGCAAGGGCUUCGACGCCGCGGGACGACGACAUCGGGAGGUUGACGAGCUAUCACCCGGCGGUGAACGAGGGCGCCUUGCUGACCGAGCCUUGGACGAUGGUCUUGAUCAGAUCCUUUGCGACGGCCGGCAAGUCGUUUCUCGAUGACGCGGCCGAGGCCGGCAACGCGGGCCUUUCCGAGUACAGCUCGCGCCUGGAGAUGCUCGGCAGAUGCGAAGACUGUGUCAAGGCCCUGUGGUACCUGGGUCGGAAGUCGAGCAUUUCCCGGCAGGUUGCGGGGAUUUUGAGGGCCGGGUUGGACGCCGAGCGGUCCAAAGUAUUCAAUCUCGAAGGAGGCGCUGCGGUAUAUGAUCCGUUGGCAACAUUCAGCUCAGUCGUUGGCUUCUGA
Messenger RNA from Colletotrichum graminicola M1.001, 1812 nucleotides. RefSeq names its product C6 zinc finger domain-containing protein. The coding region runs from base 1 to 1812 and encodes 603 amino acids. The transcript has a single exon. Lineage: Eukaryota; Fungi; Ascomycota; Sordariomycetes; Glomerellales; Glomerellaceae. The record is from RefSeq and is a predicted model, not a curated record.